Solanum verrucosum is the source of this 1536-nucleotide messenger RNA. RefSeq lists its product as uncharacterized. Gene Ontology annotation, molecular function: RNA-DNA hybrid ribonuclease activity; nucleic acid binding. The record is from RefSeq and is a predicted model, not a curated record. The transcript has a single exon. Bases 1 to 1536 code for a protein of 511 amino acids. Gene Ontology annotation, biological process: DNA integration. Lineage: Eukaryota; Viridiplantae; Streptophyta; Magnoliopsida; Solanales; Solanaceae.
AUGAAAAAGGGCACUCUUUUCGAAUGGGACCAAGCUUGUAGUAAUGCCUUUGAGAGCAUCAAGUCUUACUUUAUAAAACCACCAGUUUUAGUAGCUCCUGUUCCUGGAAAGCCAUUGAUACUUUACAUAUCAGCUCAAGAAAGAUCAGUGGGAGCAUUCUUAGCCCAAGAGAAUGGCAAAGGGAAAGAAAAUUCCCUUUACUACUUGAGUAGGAUGAUGACACCAAAUGAGUUGAAGUACUCGCCAAUCGAAAAGCUAUGUUUGGCCUUAGUCUUCUCAAUUCAGAAGAUGAAACACUACUUUCAAGCUCACGUCGUCCGUCUUAUUUCUAAAGCCAACCCCAUCAAAUUUGUGAUGUUGAAACCUGUCCUCAAUGAUCGACUAGCAAGAUGGUAUCUCCAGUUUCAGCAAUUUGAAAUUGUGUAUGUUCCUCAAAAGGCAGUAAAAGGGCAAGCAUUGACAGACUUCUUAGCAGACUACCCGAUACCUGAUGAUUGGGAACUCACUGAUGAAUUACCUGAUGAAGAUGCAAUGGUUGUUGAAGUUCAACCGCCUUGGAAGAUGUAUUUUGAUGGGGCCUCACAUCGCGAAGGAGCUGGAGCUGGGGUAAUAUUUGUCACUUAUCGAGAGGAGAUCUUGCCGUAUUCCUUCACCUUAACGCAAUGUUGCUCCAAUAAUGUUGCAGAAUAUCAAGCCUUAAUACUUGGGCUUGAAAUGGCGGUUGGUAUGAAGCAAUUGCAAUUACAAGUUUUUGGAGACUCUAAAUUAGUGAUCAAUCAAUUGUUGGGUAGCUAUGAAGUCAAAAAGCUAGAAUUGCGUCUCUAUCAUGACUAUGCACAAAAAUUGAUUAGAUGGCUCGGAGAUGUAACUUUUCAACAUGUUCCAAUAAAGGAGAAUAAGAAAGCUGAUGUUUUAGCCGCUUUGACUUCAACUUUAACUUUGCCUAAUCAAGCGCAAAUCACUAUCUGCCAAAAAUGGAUAGUACCACCAGAUGUGGAUGAAGAAAGAAAAUUUGAACAUCUUGUAGCUGUCUCACAGGCUGAGAUAGUCGAUUGGAGACAUGCUCUGAUUGAUUACUUGUGUUACAAUAUACUUCCAGAAGAUCGAAAGAAAAGGACUGAAAUUCGUCGUCGUGCUCCUAGGCUUCUUUACUACAAAGAUACUCUAUAUCGAAGAUCAUUCGAUGGAGUCCUCUUGCGUUGUUUGGGGGAAAAAGAAGCGAUUCAAGCUAUGCAAGAAGCACAUUCUGGAGUUUGUGGAUCACAUCAAUCUGGACCCAAGUUACACUUUCAUAUAAAAAUAAUGGGGUAUUAUUGGCCAACAAUGGUAAAAGAUUGCUUGGAUUAUGCUCGAAGAUGUCAAGCAUGCCAAUUUCAUGCAAACUUUAUGCACCAACCUCCUGAAGUAUUACAUUCGACUGUUGCAUCUUGGCCAUUUGAUGCUUGGGGGCUAGACGUGGUUGGACCACUACCUAAAUCUUCUGGUGGUCACUUGUACAUCUUGGCUGCGACAGAUUACUUCUCAAAAUGGGCUUAG